GAUAACCUGGCAAAUGUGAUCCUCUCUGUGUCACCCUUUCAGCACCCAGACACCCAAAAACGCUGUGGUCAGUGUGGGCUGUGAUAAAGUAGACAAUAUUCUUUCCUCUCUCUUUUGAAGUCCUGGACAAGAUGACCUUCAUGAAAGCCAUGAAGGAUAAUCUGAGCAGCAUGUCAGAUGAUGUGAUAGAGGCGCUGUUUUUCAAGAUGGACGUAGACGGCACUGGCUUCAUCACUUGGUCGAACUGUGUGGAUUACAUGAUGCACGAGUUCCGGAGAAAGGAGUUGAUGAGGAAGAGCCAGUACCACCUGCGUUUUCAAUUGCCCAUGAAGGUCAUCCCCCUGAAUCAUGGGUGUGAGGUUGUGAAAGUGGUGUUCUUAAUACAGCGGUUCAAGAAGACUGGGCAUUUUCUGACUGUCACUAAGGAGGGGAGCCUGCAGUUCUGGUCGGAGUCCUUCUCUCUGAUCAGCUCCUUUGAGCUUAACCAGAUACAGCCGCUCCACAACCAGCAGCUGUGGGUCAUGGACAUGGUGUGUCUCCACAACAUGAACCUAGUUGCGAUUGCAUCCACUGACCAGAAGAUAGAGUUCUUUGAUAUUACAAAUCGUAACUGUUCCCGGGCCUUCACCUUCACCGAUCUGGAAGGCUGCCCUCUAGUUAUGGACUACUGGUCUGACUAUCACAGAGGUGUGUUCUGCUUCGGAGACACCAAAGGCAACGUCAUCGUCUUCACCUCCGACAAUGUGGCCAAUGGGCUGUUCAACCCCCGAAUCCUCCCCAGGACCUCCAAGUGGGAUCACUGGACCAGUAUUUCCACAAAGAAGCUGUUAAAUGAGAAGUCCCCUUUUUAUAAAAGUUACCGACUGAAGGCUCUCCAUCGCAACUGGUGCCAAAAGGUCAGGUUCAUCCCCGAGAUGAACCUGGUGGCCUCCUGCUCAGUUAUCACAAAGUCCUCUCUGGUGCUGUCAAUAUUGCCUUCCAAAGCCUCCGAGACCACCAGGUUCUCGGUGCUGAAUUUAAGAAAAGGAAUUAUUUGCUUUGAUUACUGCGUAGACAAGAACUUCCUGGUGACUGGUGGCUAUGACUCCCACAUCCGCAUGUGGAGCCCCUUCUACUCGAAAAAGCCCGUGUGGCUGCUGAGGGGGCAUCAGACCUCGGUGAUGCACAUGCUGGUGAACACCAAGAACAGCAACAUCCUCAUCAGCAUCUCCAAGGACAAGAAUAUCCGCGUGUGGGACCUGCAGGAGUAUAUAUGCAUCCAAUCCUUCUGUGGCAGGCUUUUUGCCCUGGGAAACUGCCCCAUCACCAGCAUCUACCUCCGGGAGAAUGACAACACCCUCAUCUGCAGCACCUAUUCAAUUGGGAUCCUAAAAGGGUACGUGGAGACCGAGGAGCCUGGGAGAACCGAGGAGAAGACCACGACUUACAGCGCGCCCCUGUGUGCUGUCCUCUACAGCAAGGUUUUUAAGCAGGUGGUGAGCGGCAGUGUGACCGGCGUGGUGAGUGUGUGGGAGAUCAUCACAGGCAAGAGGACCGUAGAGUUCUUGGUGAGCCGCGACCAGCAAGUGGAGCUGACUGCCAUGACCCUGGAUGAGCCCGAGCGGUGCCUGCUCACGGGGUCGCGUGACGGCACCAUAAAGAUGUGGAACUAUGGCACUGGCGAAUGCCUGCUCACCUUCCCCAACCCCGACAAGGUGGAGAUUAGUGGGAUUAUCCAUAUGAAUAAAGUGUUCUACGUGAGCGGGUGGAAUAAGAGAAUCACUUCGUACAAGUUCCACAAGGCCAAGCCGGUGAUCUUGUGCGACCACUGGGAGACCUUCCACACCGAGGAUAUCCUGAGUGUGUCCAAGUACCAGAACCAGUUCAUCGGGACCUCCUCCUACAACGGGGACAUCCUCUUCUGGAACGUCAACAUGCUCAAGCCCAUCCUCAAAUUCAACGCCUCUCAGAGCCCCUUGCCCUUGCUGCUUCAGAGGGUGCAGAGAGAGGAUGGGAGCGUGGUUGAGAGCCUCAGGAGCAGCGACCCCUGUGUGGAGGAGCCGAAGUGGGCACACAAAUCCAGCGUGUAUUCUCUGGACCACAGCACCAAGACUGUGGCCAACACCAAACCGAGGCGGAACCUGAUGUCAGCACCCCCUGUGAUGAGACACCCCAAGAUCAAGGAGCCAGAAGAGACGCCUGUGCUCUUGCAGAAACAACACAGUGUUGGCAGCCUCAGACUCUUAAGAAUGUACUACCAGAGACAGUCACUCCUCCAAGAGAAGGAAAGGACGAAAGCGGAACUGCAGAAGAGGGAGUUCCAGCAGUCGAAUGCGUCGGUGGAGAAGAUAAUCUUCCUGCAAAGCCGGCCUCGCCUGCCACAGACGGCCGCCCUGCUGAGCAGCUGCAUUGACGGCUACAUCUACGCCUGGUCCAUCUAUGGGUACGGAGGCCUGCUGGCGAAGUUCCGCGUGGACUCCGAAGACCAAGGAGACGUGACCGUGGGCGCCAUGGCCACUGACGAAAAUGACUGCAUUCUUGUCACAGGGGAUAGUAAAGGGUUCAUCAAGGUCUGGGACAUCGAUGAAUACUGCACAGUCACGGAGGGACAGUCACCUCAACCCAGUGCAAUAAACAAGUUCCAGUUCUUAAUUCCUAAACUGAUCCAGUCCAACAUCCAAUUCAACACCCCCUCGGACCAGAAGGAGGUCAUUGAUGGCCAGACCAUUUCCCUGGCUCCCCCCACGCUUCUGAUGACCUGGAAGGGCCAUUUGGAUAGUGUGGCAGACAUCCUGUAUGUGGACAGCUAUGAGCUGGUGCUUAGUGCAGGCCAUGACCGGGACGUCAAGGCUUGGAGACUCUCCGGCGAUGCCAUUGGGACAUUUGGCCUGCAAGUUUGGAGCAGGCUGAAGACUGUCCAAUAUUUUGUUGAUGAUGAACUACAUAAAAGCUUAAAGAAAAAGAGUGAAUCCAUACACGCCUCCAAGAAGAUCUAUUCGGGGCUGCCGGAGGAGCGGGAUCUUGCUGAGGCCCUGGAUUACCAGCGGCGGGAGGAGGUGGCACUCCUGGCUCUGCUGAACGGGAAAGCAGACACGGAGGCGGAAGCUUGGGCCAACCUGCAGAAGAUAACCCUGGCGUCCCCAUGGGCUGGAGAGCGCUCCCUGGAAGACAUUGAGAACACCUGGCACAAGUGGGAGUCCAAGGACAAGCAGGUGAGCAAAAUCCUGGGAGCCUGGUACAAGCCCAAGGAGCGGUUGCGGAGUCCCGGACUCCUGUCCACCAACGUGCAGCUUGGCCUGACGAAGUCCCAGUUCUCACCUCUGGUCUACCAAAACCUGUACUUCAACGAACUGGCACCCACCCACCAGCCUGACUUCCUGAUGCAGAAGGUCACAGACCAGCAGGGCCGGCUGACCCGCAUGGUGACCCACAACAUCUUUAAGGACCUGCCUCCUCCUAGCAAGGACACGGCCAGCCGGCACACGAGUGUCUCCUCCCCCGCUUCCUUGUUAUCAUCAGCCUCGGGCUCUGGGGUCCAGGCCAGCAGGUUCACCUUCCCGGGGCCCCCGCCCUCCUCUGCCUUGCAGUAGCCCUAGUCAGUCUCCACGGCCCAGUCGGCCCGCUCAGUCCUGUCCCAGGCGUCCAGGCCCAACCUGCAGAGAUCGGCAGUGCCCGCGCCGGCCGGCCGCCUCCUCCCCGAAGCAGGUCUCCCAGCCUCUGAAGGACGCCCCUCUGCGCUCUGUGGAGAAGGGCUUUCCCGUCAGGUGCUGAGGCGGCGCAGCCUUCUCUGCUGUCCUCUGGCAGGACGACCAGGUCCUGCCUGCCCCUGGCAUCCCCCUGCCAGGCCCAGAGGACAGGCUACUUCCCCUGGCUGUCCGCGCUCUGCCUACGACGUGGUGACGUUGACCUUCUUCACCGGAGGCCUAGGAAAGAAAAUAAAUGUUCACUGAUG
Molecule: messenger RNA, 3931 nt
Organism: Pipistrellus kuhlii (Kuhl's pipistrelle)
Lineage: Eukaryota; Metazoa; Chordata; Mammalia; Chiroptera; Vespertilionidae
Gene: EFCAB8
Product: EF-hand calcium binding domain 8
Exons: 24
Coding region: 132-3569 (1145 amino acids)
Molecular function (GO): calcium ion binding; protein binding
Source: RefSeq, a predicted model, not a curated record